Molecule: messenger RNA, 4279 nt
Organism: Galeopterus variegatus (Sunda flying lemur)
Lineage: Eukaryota; Metazoa; Chordata; Mammalia; Dermoptera; Cynocephalidae
Gene: CORO2A
Product: coronin, actin binding protein, 2A
Exons: 10
Biological process (GO): actin filament organization
Molecular function (GO): actin filament binding
Source: RefSeq, a predicted model, not a curated record
ACAGGAAAGUUGGACCCCCACUACCCAAAGGUCUGCGGGCACAAAGGGAACGUCUUAGAUGUCAAGUGGAACCCCUUCGAUGACUUCGAGAUUGCCUCCUGUUCUGAAGAUGCCACGAUUAAGAUCUGGAGCAUCCCCAAGCAGCUGCUGGCGAGGAACCUCACAGCCUGCAGGAAGGAGCUGCUGGGCCAUGCACGCAGAGUGGGCCUGGUGGAGUGGCACCCCACGGCUGCCAACAUCCUCUUCAGCGCCGGCUAUGACUACAAGGUGAUGGUCUGGAACCUGGAUACACAGGAGCCUGUAAUCAUAAGCCCUGUGAGGAUAAUUAACUGUCACCAAGAUGUGAUCCUUUCGAUGUCCUUCAACACCAACGGCAGCCUGCUGGCCACCUCCUGUAAAGAUCGCAAGAUUCGGAUUCUUGACCCCCGAGCAGGGACCGUCCUCCAGGAAGCCAACUACAAGGGGCACCGAGCCAACAAAGUGCUGUUUCUGGGGAAUCUGAAGAAGCUGCUGUCCACGGGCACAUCCCGAUGGAACAACCGGCAGAUGGCCCUGUGGGACCAGGAUGACCUCUCUGUACCUGUCACAGAGGAGGACCUGGAUGGCUCCUCAGGCGUGUUGUUUCCCUUCUACGAUGCAGACACCUACAUGCUCUACGUGGUGGGGAAGGGAGACGGGAACAUCCGCUACUACGAGGUGAGCGCCGACAGGCCUUACUUGAGCUACCUGACUGAAUACCGCUCCUAUAACCCGCAGAAGGGGAUUGGUGUCAUGCCAAAGAGAGGUCUUGAUGUGUCCUCCUGCGAGAUCUUCCGCUUCUACAAGCUGAUCACAACCAAAAGCCUCAUCGAGCCCAUAUCUAUGAUUGUGCCCCGGCGGUCGGAAUCCUACCAAGAGGACAUCUACCCCCCAACGGCAGGGGCCCAGCCUUCCAUGAUGGCCCAGGAGUGGCUCAGUGGGAUGAAUAGAGGGCCAGUCCUGGUGUCCCUUAGACCUGGCUCCGAGCUGCUGAGCCCCCUGCCACUGCCUUCAGAGAGACCCAUCUCCAACUCUGUGGCCCUGGCCUCGCCCCAGCUGCUGGACCAGACAGAGAAGCUGACUGCAGAGGAUGGCCAGAGGCCCUUCUCCCGGCUGGAGAAGGCGCCGAGGUGGGCAGCAGAACACAAGCUGGAGGAGAAGAAAUCCUGGUUCACAAACGGCUUUGACAUAUUUGAAUGCCCUCCACCAAAGACAGAGAACGAGCUGCUGCAGAUGUUCUAUCGGCAACAGGAGGAGAUCCGAAGGCUUCGGGAGCUGCUGACCCAGCGAGAGGUCCAGGCCAAACAGUUGGAACUGGAGAUCAAAAACUUGCGGAUGGGCUCAGAGCAGUUCUAAGCAGAGAUUUCUACCGUCCUCACCCUCAGGGACACCACUUGGCUCCAUGGGGAGGUUCAGAACCAAACCACAAGUCCCCCGAGAACAACCACUAUUUCUAUAUUUUUUACCAGAGAAUGAAACUCUCAGUCGCUGAAAGAGAUUCCAGUGGGACGUGGUGCCGUUUUUCUAUCUGCCUUUUUGCAACAACAGUUUCUGAACUGACUUUGUUUUUACACGAUACCUUGCCUCCUGUUUAAUUCUGUUUUUAAGGGUCCAUGAUGAGCUAUAACUUCUCAAGGGGAAAGAACAUUGUGGAAAGGUAGAGCUGGAAGGAUCUAGGAGGUAACCUGCCUGUGAUUUUCAAACCAUGGUCCAUAGAAUAAAGGGAAGGCUAAGCAGGAGGGCUGUCUCCCCUUCCCCACAUCCCCACCCCAUUCCAACCAGAUAGCUCCCCUUCUAUCCAUUUUAUUUAUCAGGCUACUAUGGAAUACAUAGUUCUGCUACUAAAAACAUUCUUAGUAGUUUGAAAACCAGUGAUCUAGCCCAACUCCCUCAUUUUAUAGGUGGGGAAACUGAGGCCCAGAGAGAGGCAAGUGAGAUUUGUUUCCUGGCUGGACUGGGCUGUGAUCCUGGUCUCCUGGAUCUGUCUUUCUGUUGAUUCUGGUCUGAUGCACAGAGAAGGAAUCCAUUGGUUCUGGCUUCAUCUGUGCCCGACUUGCUCAGCAGCCUCUUGCAAGGACUUCCUUCUCUGAUCUCAAUUUCUCCAUCUGAACAAAGGGAUCCUGGAACAAGCUGCCCUCUGUACAGGAUCUGCCACCUGAGGAAAACCACAUGUGGGGUGAUAAUCUGGGUUUGCUGCAGAAAUUCCCAGAUACUGGCCAAGGGCCAGAGGGAUUCAGCCCAAUUCUAGAACACAGACAGGAGGUUGGAACAAUCCACUUCAACAAGAAUCAUUGAGAUGUGGAUAGACACUGUCCACUUUGUGGGGAUGCAGACACAGAGCCGUGCCCACGACUGCUGACUGCCACCACCAAGGCCCUUGGGUACACAGCCUGCCUCCUCCAGGAUGAUGUGAACAGAUGUCAGCCCAGGUUAACAGAAAAGGCCCUCCCCAGGAGGUAGAGAGCCCCCAGCACUGAGUGGUAUGCCAGCAGAGCCCCCUGGCCAUCCACCCAUGAGGGCUUCUGGAGAGGGAUGACUGCACUAGGUAAGUAGGAUCAGAUGGCCCUGAAGUUCCCUCCUGGCCCUAAGUUUUUCUGCAUCCCUCCUUUGUGAAUCUGUGUUCUGAGCCCUGCUGUAAGGUUCUUUCUUUCUCAGUGGUCAAUACAAGAGCCCAGCAAGAGACUGGGAAUGAUGAGAAAUGAAGUCUGUUCCUGCUUACCAAGGAAGGGCAGACAGUAAGUUUCCUCCAUUGCACAGGAUGAUUCUGGAGUCAAGAUGGGUACUGCAGGAGGCCGCCUAGCCUACUAGGUUUCAACCCAAGCUGUACAUUAGAGUCUCCUUGGGAGCAUUCAGGAAAUAGAGACACUCAGGCCCCAUCCCAGACUGAUUGAGGCUGAGUCUCCAGAGUAGGGCCUGGACUUCUGUAUAUAAGCUCCCCAGGUGAUUCUGCCAUACAGAGAUGAUGGAAACCCAUGGGACAAGUCCAUCUAUAGCCAUAUGGAGGAAAGAUGAAGAGGACAAUGAGUGCCAGACAGGAGCUCGGACUCAACCCCAGGUCCUCUUAAGUCCUGGCUGCUGGCUCCUAAAAUGUCAAGAAGUAUUGUCCCAAACCCUCCCCCAAGAUCUCCAGGACCCUCAGCUGCAGCAUGAUGGGGGCUCUGUGUUCCCAUUUGCGCCUUCCCCUGGCCAUGACUGAUUCCCUUUGUCUGCACAGGCCAGACAUCCCUGUUCCUUGUCUCAUUCUUCAUUUACUCAGUCCCUGGGACUCCCGCCUGAAGCACCAGCCAAGCUUGCCUUAGUGUGCUCCAGAGCAAAAGCCCAAGUCCCAGGCACUGUCAGGGAAGCAGAGUUCCACUGGAUGGGGCUACCUCUCCCACCUUAUUUGUGGCCAGCACUGCACAGUUUACAAAGCCCUCCCACCUCCACUCAUUGACACAUGCCACUCUGAGACAGGUCAGGCAGGCUUUUUAAUCCCCAGGUUCGGAAGGGAAGACCUAGCUGCAGAGAAGUGAAGAAACAUCCUGUCCAAGGUCACUGGCUGCCAAGUGGUGGAGGUAGGGUUGAGUUCAGAGAGCUCCCGGCAUGCCUCUGCACAGCACCAGCCCUUCUCAAGCUCUCCCCAUCCCUAAGGGACCCAGACCUCACACUUAAAAACAGGACACAGGCAUCUUUGAAUAAACUUGUUUCCUUUUUUUCUUUUUCUGUUUUUUUUACAUCUAGAAUAAAUUAUUUAAAUUAUUUCACAGCAAGGGAGAGGGAUAGGUAAUUUUUAUCAGAUAUUUUUUUAAGCCAUCUUUUUUUUAAAUUACGUUUUUGUUUAUGUUCUUGAGCUGAUGACGUGAAACUUGCCCAGCAUUUGCAGGGUCCAGCCAAUCGGCAGUGUGUGCAUUUGGCUCCUUACUCCAUACCCUGGGAGUCCCCUUUCUGUUGACUCAGGAACUUUCUGAGAACAAGGACAGCACUCAGAGAUGAGCUUUAGGGGGUGACCACCUUAUCGCUACAAUAAUUGUGCUUCCUGGAACAAAACUUGAGAUUGUAUCAUAGAGAGAAACAGGAAGUCAGAAAUUGAUCUAUGCUUUUAAUAGGAAACCGUGCCUGAAACAGUUUGAAUGAUUGUUUUAAUGUUGCUUCUGAAAUUCUCUGAACCUUUGUUAAAAAAUAAAAAGAAAAGAAAAAAGGAAGAAAAGUGAAAAUUAAUACAUGUGGAAUCGUGCAAUGGAAAGAAUGUAAUAAAAUAAUAAACACCUGGCUAGACAUUUUA